Neoarthrinium moseri is the source of this 387-nucleotide messenger RNA. RefSeq lists its product as uncharacterized. Gene Ontology annotation, molecular function: RNA binding. Gene Ontology annotation, cellular component: nucleolus; U4/U6 x U5 tri-snRNP complex; small-subunit processome. NCBI's taxonomy places the organism in Eukaryota, Fungi, Ascomycota, Sordariomycetes, Amphisphaeriales, Apiosporaceae. Gene Ontology annotation, biological process: mRNA splicing, via spliceosome; maturation of SSU-rRNA. The transcript has 3 exons. Bases 1 to 387 code for a protein of 128 amino acids. The record is from RefSeq and is a predicted model, not a curated record.
AUGUCUGCUGACCAGAACCAGAGCGCCGCAUGGCCCUUGGCCGAUGCCGCCUUGACCCAGGAGCUGCUUGACCUCGUCCAGCAGUCGGCGCACUACCGCCAGCUCAAGAAGGGAGCCAACGAGGCCACCAAGACCUUGAACCGUGGUAUCUCGGAGAUCGUCAUCCUGGCCGCCGACUCCACCCCUCUGGCCAUCCUCCUCCACCUGCCCCUGCUGGCCGAGGACAAGAACACCCCCUACGUCUUCGUGCCCUCCAAGAUCGCCCUGGGCCGUGCCGCCGGUGUUUCGCGCAGCAUCAUUGCCUGCUCCAUCACCUCCAACGAGGCCUCGGACCUGCAGAACCAGAUCCGCGCCAUCAAGGACAAGAUCGAGCGUCUCAUGAUCUAA